AUGGACGUUUUUACCACCAAAUGUUGCGGGUUUUUACCACAUGUUGCGGGUUUUUACCACAUAGUCCGCCACUGUGACUGUCAAGAAAUCCCAACCAGAAGUAAGACGUGUUACCUGUGUGAUCGACGUGGUCAUCUAGCCCGCCAUUGUCCCCGCACUCACGAUAACUCGAUCGCAUCUUCAAAAAAACGAGUUCGUAACGAAAUACAACCUCUUGUCCGAAGCAUUAAUAAGGUUUUAAUUAAUGCUGUACCGUCAGUCAAUGUGGACGAUAACGUUACCACACCCAGUACCACCGCAGCCAACCCAGCCAACGAGGAUGUACCAGUGCGUCAACCAUCCAACUACUUUACGGUAUUAUCAGACAAUGAAUCCAUGAUGGAUGUUUCUGAAGAUGAUAAUAAUCGGAUAUCAGAUGCUGAAGAGCCACCACUUCUUUCAAACGAUUUACCAGUCAUCGUUGAAGAAAGAUCGGCCGCCAAUACCAGUGUCCCCAAGACUACUCCAACCACAGUUGCCAAUUCUGCCACAACUCACCAGCGAGUCUCUCCGCGUGCUAACAAAGGUGUCGCUGCUGUCAAAUAUGACCCUUCCUGCUCUUCACCGAUAUCUUCCAUUCGGAAGACGUCUACCUGA
Mucor mucedo is the source of this 636-nucleotide messenger RNA. RefSeq lists its product as uncharacterized. The transcript has a single exon. Lineage: Eukaryota; Fungi; Mucoromycota; Mucoromycetes; Mucorales; Mucoraceae. Bases 1 to 636 code for a protein of 211 amino acids. Gene Ontology annotation, molecular function: zinc ion binding; nucleic acid binding. The record is from RefSeq and is a predicted model, not a curated record.